AUGGCGACUUGGCGGCAACGAUGCCGGUACACGAUAGCGGUUAGGCGAAAUGACACAUACCUUGCUAAGCUUUUAAUUGAAAGGGGCGCUGACGUGAAUAAUGCGGUGCGUGAAGAUAGUUCUUCUUGUGUCGAUCAACCAUUACAUGUUGCUAUUCGCAGAAGUUACGAAGAAAUGGUUGAGCUGCUUCUAAAAAAUAAUGCCGACCCUAAUAUUGAUAUGGAAUUAAAUCGAAAACCACUUAUGGUUGCUACUCGCGAAAAUCGCUUAAGAAUGAUGAAGCACCUUAUUGCGUAUGUUGCGAAUGUUAACGAUUUUUCUGGAGAUGAAUUUAUGAAAUUGACUUGUCUUCAUGUUGCCGUCAAUGGCGAUUACUGCGAAGCAGUUGAAUUAUUGUUGAAAGAGAUUACAAUUGAUGUAAAUCUAACGACUGUGGAUGGAAGUUCAGCCCUUCAUAUCGCACUUCAAAGAAUCAGCCAAAAUCCUACUGUCAUACAACAUCUUCUUGAUGCUGAUGUUGAAAUUAAUUUAAAAAACUAUCGCGGUAGAACAGCAUUUGAUUCAAUAUAUUUCAUUUCACAAGCAGUUAGAGAGAUAUCAAAAGAGCAGAUUGUAAAGCUUAGUGCGGCCUCUUUUUGUGUGAGUGCAAAAAAUUUAGCACUAAUAGAGAACAGCAAAGAAUUUAGUGAAGUGCGUAAUGAGUGUAUGGAAGAAAUUAAAAAUAUGAAAAAAAAAGAUUGGUAG
Molecule: messenger RNA, 744 nt
Organism: Microplitis mediator
Lineage: Eukaryota; Metazoa; Arthropoda; Insecta; Hymenoptera; Braconidae
Product: 2-5A-dependent ribonuclease-like
Exons: 1
Coding region: 1-744 (247 amino acids)
Molecular function (GO): protein binding
Source: RefSeq, a predicted model, not a curated record